This is a messenger RNA of Pseudogymnoascus verrucosus, 2635 nucleotides long. RefSeq lists its product as uncharacterized. Gene Ontology annotation, molecular function: mRNA binding. Bases 211 to 1932 code for a protein of 573 amino acids. The record is from RefSeq and is a predicted model, not a curated record. The transcript has 4 exons. Gene Ontology annotation, cellular component: nucleus; cytoplasm. NCBI's taxonomy places the organism in Eukaryota, Fungi, Ascomycota, Leotiomycetes, Thelebolales, Thelebolaceae. Gene Ontology annotation, biological process: regulation of gene expression.
GAUCUUCAACACCCUCUUUUGCCCAAGAUACAAAUUUAGCCGUCGCAAGCGCAUAUUUGAGCCAGGCCGCUAUAGUGUUGAUCUCAUCUGUAGCUGGGGGGGGUUUUCUAGCAGUGUCUCUGUUGCGACGCUUUCAUACCCAAAGCGAAAACCACACGAAGCAACAGUCUUGAUCUACACCACAGCCUCACAAAGAUCUAUAUUGCACUCAUGGCUGAACAACCGAGUAUCACGUCUAUUCUGGCGGCUUUAGCUGCUCAACAUGGUGGCACUUCACAGAACCAGCAGUCACCACAGCCAGGGUAUCAGGAACAGCAGUACCAACAACAACCACAGGGCCAACCUCAGCAUGGAUAUUCGGCUACACAAUACCCAUUACCUCAGCCAACGCACUCUGGCAACGUUGACCUCAGCAGCAUAAAGCCGGUUAAUUCUGGGACUGUUAGCAUCGCAGAUGCCAUUGCAAAGGCAAAAGCCAUAGCUGCAGAGAAAGGGCUGGCAUAUGAGAGGCCAGCAUAUGGUGCCGACCAUAGGGCUGACGCGUCAAUGUCGCACAUACAACCUCGAUCGCGAUCAAGAUCCCCGCCUCCUGGUCGCCGAGAGCCAUUCCGCGACAACUACAACCCCUACCGAGACGAGCGGAGGCCUGAUAGGAUGCCUGUGGGGAGAGACCAAUAUGGUAGAGAACGCUCAUUUUCCCCAGCACCACGUGCUCGAGGUGCACAGGAGACAUUCUCACCCCCUCGGGCUGGUAAUGCGGGGUAUAAUGUUCGCGAGAGAUCACCAAUCGGCAGAGGUGGAGGAGGAGGAGGUGACGGCGAUAACUCCGAGAUAAUCACGAUAGAGUCUAACCUUGUUGGUCUUAUUAUUGGCAGACAAGGCGAAAAUCUUAGACGUGUUGAGGCUGAAACCGCUUGCCGUGUCCAGUUCAUUCCCAUCUCCGAGGAGAAUGGCCCAUUCCGCCAGUGUAAAAUCAGUGGUCCGCGAGCACGCCGAGCAGAAGCUAUUGCAGAAAUCAACCGCAUUAUUGACGAUAGCGGUAUGGGAAGCGGUGCUCGAGCCGGAGCAGAUCGUCAGGGAAGAGAUGCCGCCCCAGCUCGUGCUAGCUCACACCAACCAGCACUACGCGAUGGUGAAGAUAGUAUGCAAAUAAUGGUCCCUGACAGAACUGUGGGCCUCAUCAUUGGCCGCGGCGGUGAGACUAUCCGUGAUCUACAGGAAAGGAGUGGAUGUCAUGUCAAUAUUGUGGGCGAGCAAAAGAGCGUCAAUGGCUUGAGACCAGUCAAUCUUAUCGGUUCGCGUGAAGCUGCAGCCCAAGCAAAGGAUCUAAUUAUGGAGAUUGUAGAAAGCGACAGCAAGAGCAUGGCUGAAAAAGGCCGUGCUCCUCCUCCACAAAGGGAGCCUGCCAGAGAUGUUAACUACGGUGGGGCGAGCGGAGGUGCUGAUAAGGUCAACGACUCAAUAUAUGUUCCUUCGGAAGCUGUCGGCAUGAUUAUUGGAAAGGGAGGCGAAACUAUCAAAGACAUGCAGAACACCACAGGCUGCAAGAUCAAUGUAACACCUUCAUCUGGCCCUGGCGAGGUCGAGCGUGAGAUUGGCUUGGUUGGAUCCAGAGAUUCAAUUGAGAGAGCUAAGCUGGCGAUUGAAGACAAGGUAGAGGCCGUGCAAUUAAAGAAUGGAGGAGGUGGUGGUCGGAACAAACCUCCCCAGAAUGAUCAGGGAGAUCGCAGCUAUUCCCAGCAAGCUUAUGGAAGUGCCCAAGGACAGCCUCAAUCACAACAAGGGCAAGCUCCAGCAGCGACAGGGGGCGAAGACCCAUACGCAGCAUAUGGCGGUUAUCAAGCAUAUGUUGCACUUUGGUACCAAGUCAUGGCUGCUCAACAAGGCGGCCAAGCACCAGGCGGCCCGUCACAACCGCCAGGAACUUCCUAAUCCCCGCCCAGACACACCAUUGCCACUCUUCGGACAUCGACACUAUCUUGACUGCUUGACUGCAUGAUUUGAUUAUUGAGACUCGCCUGACCGAAACUGCACACUGAGACUGUGAUGCCAGCACUGGCUGGUAUGACAUACAUGAUUGCAUGCACUUGUUGAUCGUUAUGAAGCUGCUGAAGAUUGAUGCCGCAACUCCAAGCUACAGGUCCUCGGCCACGACAUGAUCCAUUGAUGAUGCCCCUCUUGGUAGCCAGAUCGACUUUGUGGUUUUCUUGACCUGGAUGACCCAUAUGACUGCCUGACAUGCUUUACUGGCCGUUAGAAUGCACCAUGACCGCAAUGAUACUCCCCGGAGUUCUGUCUACAUCCUGGGCUCCGCUAACAAUAUCUACAAGCACUUCAUGCCGGUGUUACAGUUGGAUGGAAACGGUUGCAUUGCUGGUGAUAUUAAAUGCCCUGGUACGGUGGCCCUGUUGCCUUUUUCGUUCGUCAAGGACGCCGCCUAUUGACGCCGAUCACAAAUCCUCUCAUUUUCAAUUGGACUUGUCAAUGGAAUGAGAACUGACUGCAUGAUUUUACGGGUCCGAGGACGAGUAUAUAUCUGCACAGAGUAAGUGGUCGGCAUCGUGGUCGUCUUUUGCUAUGCGAAUAUGUAUAUUGUAGGAUUAUUAGUUUUGCGCAAUGAACAUGAAGUUUCUCC